Molecule: messenger RNA, 2862 nt
Organism: Ciona intestinalis (vase tunicate)
Lineage: Eukaryota; Metazoa; Chordata; Ascidiacea; Phlebobranchia; Cionidae
Source: RefSeq, a predicted model, not a curated record
AAGAAAUACGCGUUGGUAUUGGUAUUUUAAUGUUUAUUUAUUAUAUUACGACAAUAAACAACAGAUGUAAUAGUAAGACGUAAAUACAACAUUUUCAUUUCAUGGUUUUCAACCUAUUUCUUUGCAAUUUAUUGUUUAUUUCAUUGGAUAAUAAUGUGUGCAAGUAAAAUGUGACAUUAUUAGUCUGAUUGCCCCUCACGGUGCUUUCCAAAAUAUACGCAAAUUCGUAUGCAAAUUUUAAAACAGUGGACGUCUAUGCGUCACAAAUUGAGUGUCUUUACGUAACAGUUACCCCAAACCUCCGGUAAAAAUAUUAAGGGUUAAAAUAAUAACAACAGAUGGACAUGAGCGACGAAAACAUUACGAACGAGUACUUGGUGGACAGUAGUUUGGCCGAAGAAACGGUAGAGUGCAGAAGAAAUGGGUACGUCCUCACAGGAAAGUUUCUUGGUCAGGGUGCGUACGCAAAAGUAUAUCUCGGACAGGCGAUUCCGGAAAAAGCAAAAACAAAUUACAAACUGCGACGUUUGCUCAAUAAACACAGAGACGGGCGGGUUGCGAUUAAAAUUAUCAGUACAACUUCGACACCAAGUAUUUAUAUCACAAAAUUCCUGCCGCGUGAGGUCGCUACGAUGAACAGGUGCUACACACAUAGCAACGUGAUUCAGUUGUACGAUGUGUUCGCUACUUCCAAACGGGUGUACAUGGUGUUAGAAUAUGCCGAGUGCGGAGAUCUCUUGACUUACAUUAAUAAAUGUUAUGCAAAGAGGGCAAAUGCAAACUGUUUAACCGAGGAUAAAGCAAGGGCAAUGUUCAGAGAUAUUUUGGCCGGGGUACAGUUUAUACACUCCCGCGGUGUCGCUCACAGGGAUCUAAAGUGUGAGAAUAUUCUGCUUGCGCAAAACAACCAAGCGAAACUGAGCGAUUUUGGUUUCGCAAUCGAACCUAACCAGAGCAGAGAGCUUCUUCAAACACACUGUGGGAGUUACGCAUACACACCGCCUGAGAUCUUACGGCAACAAAAAUACAACGGAAAGCUAGCUGACUUAUGGAGCUUAGGAGUCAUUCUGUUCGCAAUGGUCAACGGUGGGUUACCAUUCAAAGAGUCAAGCGCAGAGGCGGUGCUUCGUGCAAUGAAGAAACCAGUCUGUUUUAAAGUCUGUCUUUCUGCAGAUUGUAAAGACCUGAUACGUGGCUUGCUAAAAAUGAAACCGAACAAACGAAUGACGAUUGAAGACAUGGUCGUCCAUUCGUGGCUGAAACGAAAUCUCCCACAAAAUCUUCAUGAUAGCAAGGCGAUUGGAGAUAGUAAUUUCCGAGAACUGGCAAGAAACCCUCCAAUGGAUUACAUGCACCCUGCAAACGAGCCGAACGGUGGAUUCGACCGAGCUGACAUCGUGCUUAAAUAUCUUCAAGAACGAAUGGGUAACCAACCUCAUCACCACGUCAGCAUGCCUGCCCAUAAACGAAAGCGGGAGAAACAGAGUAAGAGUGACCCCCCUGCGGCCCCAACUGGCACAGAAGAGAGCGAGGCAACGAAGCCGAAGUCGAGGCCUAAGAAAGCGGCCUCGACCUUCGGUAACCUUCCGAAGCCGAAGCCUCACGUGCAAAAUAGAAGCAGUGUACCGAGCUCUGCCCAAUCUCCGAGUCCAAAGGUUCGGGUAAAGAGGAAGCCGCCAGCAGCUCCGCGCUUGGUGGAAGUGAACGAAGAAAAGGAAAUGAUAAUCUGCGGAGGAUCCCCGAAAACAGGUCUUCCAAAGAUGGACCAGAGGCUGGCUGCAACGAGGGUGGUGGUGAAGUACCCCAAGAUACCAGCACAAGAAGACGUUCGGAAAUCGUUAUUCCGGCUGCGUUACGAGGAGAGGCAGGCAGGGAACCUGUCAACAGUCUGUCAGCGAAAAAGCGACCACGAGUUGAAGUCAAACUCAAAGGAGUCAAGAGGCCGCAAGACAACAGAACCAAUUGCUUCUGCUCAGCGGCCCUUUACGUCACCAAAUGUCAUAAACAUUAAAAUAGAUGAAACGAGGCGCGUGCGUCAUCUGCGAGAGGUGACGAAAGAAAAAUUCCAGCGAUUGACGUCAAACACAGCUCUGCCGGUCACAAACACCCCCAGGCCGGUACCACCACCAAAACAAAGCCUUGCCACCGCAGAAUUUGGUCCAGAGAGCAUACCGCCUAAGAAAACCGACGCUUUCGGCCCAGAAGUAUUCGCCCGGCCUCCGAGAGAACGAAAAGACCGAAGUCAGAUUGUCAAAUAUAACCUUACCUGCUCUCAUGGCUGCCGAAAGCGCUCUGGGUUAACGCGCAAGCCCGCUAGCCCCGCAAGCGUUUGGGGAUCGGCAAGAAAAGAGAAAUCCCCGGCUGUGAGUAAAUGCCCUGCACAGCCCGCCACGUUUUUUCAAGCACAGAGAAUUGUAAAUUACGAUCAUACCCCUAAAAGUUCCGGUGAGCACGAUAGGCCAAAAGAUCAACGACCGACAAAGUAUUCGGCGUGGGAGGCAAGAGGAGAGUCUGCGUCCCCCGUACGGAGAGUCGCAUACGCCGGGAACAUUGGGAAGUUCUCGCGGCAAUCAGCGGCUUAUCAUGCGGCUAAAGAACCAAUGUCACCCGAAGUCAUAACUAUUGAGGAUUUCGUGGAAGGGCUGAACUACGCAUGCUUGCAAGAUCAUGAUAAGCUGCUGUACCGGCGGACGCAGAAGGCGAAAAAACUUCUCGAAACAUCGAGCAUCACCGCCAUCGCCAAAAAUCGGCCUCAGAAGGUCACACCCCCCUCACCACUGCCAUCUUGCGGUCGAAAUAUUCGUCGCAGAGACGUGGUGCUACGGAUGCGCUCGAAACGGUGAAAUAAACAUCCAACUGAUA